ACAUGUGGAGAAACCAUGGGGGAAAACUGACUGUGUUUUCUGUCUUCUGUUGACAGAAUGGUACACGAAACUUCCAGGACUUUGACUGUCAGGAACAUGACAUAGAAACAACUCAUGGUGUGGUCCAUGUCACUAUAAGAGGCUUACCCAAAGGAAACAGACCAGUUAUACUGACAUAUCAUGACAUUGGCCUCAACCAUAAAUCCUGUUUCAAUGCAUUCUUUAACUUUGAGGAUAUGCAAGAGAUCACCCAACACUUUGCUGUCUGUCAUGUGGAUGCUCCAGGCCAGCAGGAAGGUGCACCCUCUUUCCCCACAGGGUAUCAGUACCCCACAAUGGAUGAGCUGGCUGAAAUGCUGCCUCCUGUUCUUACCCACUUAAGCCUGAAAAGUAUCAUUGGAAUUGGAGUUGGAGCUGGAGCUUACAUCCUCAGCAGAUUUGCACUCAAUCAUCCAGAAUUUGUGGAAGGCCUUGUGCUCAUUAAUAUUGACCCUUGCGCUAAAGGCUGGAUUGACUGGGCAGCUUCCAAACUCUCUGGCCUGACAACCAAUGUUGUGGACAUUAUUUUGGCUCAUCACUUUGGGCAGGAAGAGUUACAGGCCAACCUGGACCUGAUCCAAACCUACAGAAUGCAUAUUGCCCAAGACAUCAAUCAAGACAACCUGCAGCUCUUCUUGAAUUCCUAUAAUGGACGCAGAGACCUGGAGAUCGAAAGACCCAUACUGGGCCAAAAUGAUAACAAAUUAAAAACAUUAAAGUGUUCUACUUUACUGGUGGUAGGGGACAGUUCGCCUGCAGUUGAGGCCGUGGUCGAAUGUAAUUCCCGCCUGAACCCUAUAAAUACAACUUUGCUAAAGAUGGCAGACUGUGGGGGACUGCCCCAGGUAGUUCAGCCUGGGAAGCUCACCGAGGCCUUCAAGUACUUUUUGCAGGGAAUGGGCUACAUACCAUCUGCCAGCAUGACCCGGCUUGCCCGAUCACGAACCCACUCAACCUCAAGUAGCAUUGGCUCUGGAGAAAGUCCCUUCAGCCGGUCUGUCACCAGCAAUCAGUCAGAUGGAACUCAAGAAUCCUGUGAGUCCCCUGAUGUCCUGGACAGACACCAGACCAUGGAGGUGUCCUGCUAAACAGAUGCUCCUCCCCUGGAUCAUUGCAAGUCCAUCCUUCUUCAAAUGACCACUCCAUAAUAUAACAUUUCAUCCAGUAAACUGGCCUCUACUAUCUUUAACUCAUGCAUGGCCACUGAACCUCUCUCUAGUAGCCUGGAUUUAUCAUUCUCUCUGCCUGCCCACCCCUUUUUUUGUAUAUCCCAAGAACCACUUCCAUGCCAUACUGUAACAUUCCAACAUCUUUAGCUGAUCAGAUCUCUCCAUAUCCUCUCUUGCCAGCUUUUUUCCGUGCCCCCUCAAACUAUGUAUCAGAUAAGAUUCUUUGAUCCCAACUCUGUGUGUGUGCGAGCACGCGUGUCUGUGUUUGUGUGUGCAUAGUUCUGUGGUUUUAGACAUGCUUUCUUGUAGUGCUUCUGCAAAAAACGAAAAAGGGACUUAUUUUGCAUUCUCAAUGGUUUUUUUUAAGGGAAUUAGGCAGAACAGAUUUCUAGGUUGGGUAGGCCAACUGCAUUCUCUUUUGUUUGCAAAUUGGUCAACAAAAUUUGCAAAGUGAUUUCAGAAAAGAGCAUCUUGGAGGAAUGUGGAAAAUCAUUAUUACUGCCUGGACCAUUGAUUGAUUGUGACCAAUAGUAGAAGGCUGCCUGUUACAUAGAGAGGCUCCUUCUGUCCAAAUGGAUUCCUGUAUACUAUUCUAUAAAUAAAAGGGAGGAAUAUAUUCUGCUGGAAGCCCAUGAACCAUCGGUGAGGUUCUGAUUCAACAUAAGAGUUGUUUCCUAGGAGUGAAUGUGGCUUAAUUAGUGGACUCAGUUAGCACAGGAAGGUGGAAAACAAAAUGCCAGGCCCCUGCUCUGCAAGAACAAAACUGCUAUUUCUGCAGUAUCUGAUACCAGACAUCCACAUAUCCACAAGAAGUGCCUCUUAGGUCUAUGAUGAGAGCAUUUCUCCAUUCCUCACUUCCCAGAAAGGGGAGAGGGAUGUUUAAAAAGCAUGUAGAUGGUGGAGAAAUGGGUGGGGGGAGAGGAACAGCCAUUAACAUUGUAUCAUGUUUAAUAAGCUUGAUUUCAGCAGCCAUAUGGAAGCCAAAUUAAAUUAAUACAGAACU
This is a messenger RNA of Sapajus apella (tufted capuchin), 2211 nucleotides long. It is a transcript of the gene NDRG3, whose product is annotated as NDRG family member 3. NCBI's taxonomy places the organism in Eukaryota, Metazoa, Chordata, Mammalia, Primates, Cebidae. The coding region runs from base 237 to 1127 and encodes 296 amino acids. Gene Ontology annotation, cellular component: cytoplasm. The record is from RefSeq and is a predicted model, not a curated record. Gene Ontology annotation, biological process: signal transduction. The transcript has 14 exons.